UCCCUCUCCAACCAAAUAUAUAUAUAUACCAUAGUCCUCACAGAUUAAUUUCCUUAAUUGCAAAAUAUAUAUAAGUAUGGCUUGUUCAAGUGGAAAUGGAACAAGUAGUGGUGGAUCAGGUUCACCGUGUGGGGCGUGCAAGUUUCUGAGGAGGAAGUGUGCUGCAGAUUGCAUAUUUGCACCAUACUUCUGCUCAGAACAAGGGCCUGCAAGAUUCGCAGCCAUACAUAAGGUCUUUGGUGCAAGCAACGUUUCCAAGCUCUUGCUUCAUAUUCCCGCUCAUGAUCGCUGUGAGGCUGUUGUCACCAUUGCUUAUGAGGCUCAAGCUCGUAUCAGAGACCCCGUUUAUGGUUGCGUCUCUCACAUUUUCGCAUUACAACAACAGGUAGCAUGCUUGCAGGCACAAUUGAUGCAAGUGAAGGCUCAGCUGGCACAGAAUCAAAUAGAGAAUCAAUGGCCAGGGAAUGUUGGUGGAAUCAUGAACAACAAUAAUAACAAUCCAUUUGGUCACACCAAUUACAUGAACCCUCCUAUAUCUCCUCAGAGUUCACUUGAAUCAAUUGAUCAUCACAGCAGCAGCAUCAUUGAUAUGCAUGACACAAGACCAGAGGAUUUCAACUCAUUCCAACAACAACAACAAGCUUUUUCUAAGAGAAGAUCAUAUAACAACAACAACAACAACAACAAUGACUUGGGUGAGCUGCAAGAGUUGGCACUUAGGAUGAUGAGGAACUAAUUAUUAUUACUUCUAUUAUUAGCAUUAGCCUUUCUAAUAACACUAUGUUUUCUUAUCAUCCAACACUAUUGUUAUUUGAACAUAGUUAUGUCGUAUUUUGUACUAAAAUCUACCUCUUAUCUUAUAAUGAAUGGGUAUGUCUGCUCAAAAUAUAAUGAUAAUAACUAUGUUUAUUUUUUUUCUUCAAGAA
This is a messenger RNA of Arachis stenosperma, 926 nucleotides long. RefSeq names its product LOB domain-containing protein 16-like. The transcript has 2 exons. Gene Ontology annotation, cellular component: nucleus. The record is from RefSeq and is a predicted model, not a curated record. Gene Ontology annotation, biological process: hormone-mediated signaling pathway; positive regulation of DNA-templated transcription. Lineage: Eukaryota; Viridiplantae; Streptophyta; Magnoliopsida; Fabales; Fabaceae. The coding region runs from base 77 to 736 and encodes 219 amino acids.